AUGGCUAAUUAUGGCUUUGUACUUGCUCAAUUAUCUGUCAAUAAACCACGGAAGCUUAAAAAAUGGUUUCGUAUUAAUUGCAAAAUAUUUUGUUUAUUCGACAAAACUCCCCGCAAUCAAUCACCGGUCGGACCCUCUAGCAAGAUGUUUACUUUUCGGUGUUUUUUGUCCGCGGCUAUAGUGUUAAGUUUUAAUAUCCGAAACGGUAAUGGGGCUAUGAGUUACUUGCAGGAGCAUUAUCCCGCAUCAGUUAUCGAGGAUACGCAACUUGAUACAGCACAACUUUUAAAGAAGUACGGCUACCCUUCUGAGACACAUUAUGUCACCACAUCAGAUAAAUAUAUAUUGUGCAUGCAUCGCAUUGCGAGACCAAAAGCACGUCCACUGCUAUUAAUGCAUGGCUUGACUGAUAGCUCAGCCACUUGGGUAUUGCUAGGACCGUGGAGUAGUUUAGGUUACUAUCUUUAUGAUCAAGGUUAUGAUGUUUGGAUGGGUAAUGUACGAGGAAAUCGUUAUUCCCGAAACCAUACCAUUUAUAGUCCCGAUAAAGAUCGUGAUUUUUGGAGUUUUUCCUGGCAUGAAAUUGGCUACUAUGACUUGCCAGCACUAAUCGAUUAUAUUCUACAACAAACGGGCUAUAAAAAAUUGGGUUACUUUGGACACUCACAGGGAACUACAUCAUUUUGGGUGCUUUGCUCAAUGCGUCCUGAGUACAAUGAAAAAGUUAGUGUUAUGAAUGCCUUGGCACCUGUUGCUUUCAUGAAACACAUUAAGGCCCCUCUAUUGGGUUUAAUGCGUCAACUAUUAAAAAUAUCUGGUGACAUAGUACGUGAGCUACUACCUCACACUGAUAUUUUACUCACAAAUUGUUUUCGUUCGAGUGCAAUGCUUAACACUUGCCUCGAUUAUUUCCAUCAAAUUGUCGGUAAGGAGGUCAAACAGUUAAACAUGACCACAAUGCCAAUCAUAUUUGCUCACGUACCCGCUGGUUCGAAUCGAAAGCAAUGGGAGCACUACCUUCAACUUAUAGAAUCGGAUCGUUUCUGUCAGUUUGAUUAUGGCGCUAAAGAAAAUAAAAAGCGUUAUGGUAAAGCACAACCACCGGACUAUCCUUUGGAUAAAAUAACUGUGCCAGUGGGUUUGUAUUAUACAUACAACGAUUACCUUUCCAGCGAAGUCGAUGUGCAGCGUUUAGCAAAGACACUCCCCAAUGUAGCGGCAGAUGUUUUAUAUCCACAUAAGAAAUGGAACCACAUAACAAUGGUCUGGGGUAUCGAGGCUAGACAAUUGGCUCAUAAACAAAUGCUAGACAUAUUGCAAAAGUAUGAAAUUGAUUAA
This is a messenger RNA of Teleopsis dalmanni, 1338 nucleotides long. Its product is annotated as lipase 1-like. The transcript has 6 exons. Lineage: Eukaryota; Metazoa; Arthropoda; Insecta; Diptera; Diopsidae. The record is from RefSeq and is a predicted model, not a curated record. Gene Ontology annotation, biological process: lipid metabolic process. Gene Ontology annotation, molecular function: hydrolase activity, acting on ester bonds. Bases 1 to 1338 code for a protein of 445 amino acids.